Molecule: messenger RNA, 1563 nt
Organism: Ruditapes philippinarum (Manila clam)
Lineage: Eukaryota; Metazoa; Mollusca; Bivalvia; Venerida; Veneridae
Exons: 2
Coding region: 1-1563 (520 amino acids)
Molecular function (GO): zinc ion binding
Source: RefSeq, a predicted model, not a curated record
AUGAAUUUUUCUAAUAAAUCUAAAGCGUACAGUGAGUGUGCCGAGCAUGGCAACGAACCGGAGGAACUUUUCUGUUUCGGGCACGGGAACAUGAUUUGUGUCGUCUGCAGGCGAUUGUACCAUGGAAAAUGCAAAAAAGUUGAACCUAUAUCAGACGAAUGUGUUGAUUUCUCCAAAUCGUACGUCAGUGGAUCAUGCACAAAGCAGAUUCAGCACCUGAUUCUGCAGUGUAAAGCCGUUGCUAAGGAACGCGACCGUGAUUUGAAAAACCUUGACCUAAAAAGAAAGGAGAUACUAAGCUCAAUAAUGGCCUUGAAGCAGAAACUUUUUGAAAAGAUCGAGAAACUCACGUCAAGAGCAGCAGACGACUUGGAUAGACUGUUUACUAUAGAAACGCUUGAAAUGAAGAAGCAUUUUACAUCAUUGCGCGGAAUGAUAUCAGAGCUCGAAGAGAAAAAGACCCGCAUCGAGCAGUCACAGAGUCAAAGGUCAGAAUUUGGUCUAUUUAUAGCAGUUCAAAAAGCGUUAAGAAAACAGACGGAAAUGGCGUCAGCACUGAGAAAUAUUCACGACGAAGCACAUAGGGUGAAUUUAAAGUUCAAAGAGAGUGACGCCUUAGAUAAUGCUAUGAAGGGUCUAAAUAGUAUGGGUGAAAUUAUUCUUAAUACGACGGAGUACAAAGUAAUACCAAAAGACAAACGAUCGGUGAAAUCAAAGGAACCGGAAGAGUUCGAAAUUCGGAAGCACGUGGACGAAAGAACGGCUCUUCUGAUUGGACAAAUGAAUACUCGCAACCGAGACGACCAAGAAAAAUGUUGGAUCACCGGGAUGGCCAUUCUGAAUGAUAGUUCACUUUUGGUAGCUGAUUAUAACAGCAAGCGAAUUAAGUUAAUCGGGCCAAACCAGGAAAUCUUGAAAUUUAUUCAAUUAUCGGUACCACCUUUUGAUAUUGCGUUACUGGACCAAAAGACAAUGGUUUGCACAUUACCAGAAGCUAAACAAAUCCAGUUUUUAAGCAUUGAUGGGAAAUCAGACUUGAAACCCGGAGCUGAGCUGAAACUUGACUUUGAUUGUAAUGGUAUAGAUGUUUCAGGAGGGAACUUAGUACUUACAAGCAUCGCAGACAAAUACGUAACGCUUAUAUCUCUUACAGGUGACGUCAUAUGGACGACAGCUAGUGACGUCAAUCACGGGGGACGCUUAUUUGAAUGGCCGUGGUAUGUCAAAACUAAUACUGAAACUGGUGAAAUUUAUGUUUCAGACAGGUCAAAGAAUACAGUAACGACCUUAAAUUGUGACGGUAGCGUUUUAAGCGUUCGUGACGUCAGAGGGAAGGGACCGAGAGGUCUUACAUUUGACGGAGUAGGGAGUAUGUAUGUCUGUCAUUACAUGGCGGACGAGCUGGAGAUUAUUAGCACCGAGAACCCACGUGACAGACGGGUGUUACUUAACAAGUCAGCCGGGAUCCAGCACCCACAGUGUCUAUGCUUUGACGGGGUUAGGGGUCAACUUUUACUGUCGGUUAUUAACUCGGAUACUAUUUCCAUUUUUCAAAUCAAGUAG